AUGGUCGAGGUCCAGCCUUCACUUAACAUGAAUAUUUACAAAACAUUAGAAUCAAAACCCGCCACCUAUGCAGUUCGUAAAACUGAAAUAAAAUCGACCUUCCUUACUGCCGGGCGAACUGAAAUUGAAUAUAAUGCAUUCAGCGCCAGCAUUCCGCGUCGAAUUACCGUUGCCUUAAUUUCUAAUAAUGCAUUCAAUGGAAGCUUCGGUUUGUCCCCGUUUAAUUUCCAGCCAUACGAUUUAAGGGAUAUUUCUGUUCAUACGGGAGGUCACAUAUAUCCUUUGGUCCCGUAUAAAUUAAAAUUUAAUGACAAUCUUUUUGUUCGUGCAUUUGUUGACAUGUACGAAGCACUGGGCGUGGCAAAUUCAGAUAGAUCAAUCGAUAUUUCUAUGGAAAAAUUUUAA
This is a messenger RNA of Meloidogyne enterolobii, 405 nucleotides long. Lineage: Eukaryota; Metazoa; Nematoda; Chromadorea; Rhabditida; Meloidogynidae. The record is from the annotation of a GenBank genome assembly.